ACAGCUUACUAGCAAACCAUAGUCUACCCGUGGUCGUGCAUCUAGCUAAUAUAGGGCGGUGCUUUGUUUUCUAAACGUGUUCUCAGUCGAUUUCAGAGUUUGUGAGGACGUUUUCAGCAUCUCGAAAAAUAGUUUUAAAAAUUGCCUUUAUUUAAAGCUUCUAAAUUUCCUAAAAGUUAGGCAAGGAUUAAGGAAGGAUCAGAAAACCGUGUUUCGUCUCUUGUCGUUUUACCUCCGCAGGCAGUUCUUCUAGGAUUACAUCAUCAUGUUGAAUUUAUCCAUCUUUACGGCAAAAUGUUGAAGAUUAUUAUUAGCAAAGCAACGUUAUGCCUGUUUCUGUCGCUCAUUCGCGGUGUGUUUGGUGCUAAUACAGAUGAAGUGAAGUCAAUAUCAGUGACUGAGAGAGAUUCUGUUACUUUAAACACUGAUGUUACUGAAAUACUGAAAACUGAUCAGAUACUGUGGAUGUUUGGACCUCAAGAGACUCGUAUCGCUGAAAUACAUAAGCAGAGCAUUGACAUGUUUGACAGUAAUGAGACAUUUGGAGACAGACUGAAGAUGGACAGACAAACUGGAUCUCUGACCAUCACAGACAUCAGAAAUGAACAUUCUGGACUUUAUAAACUAACAAUAAUCAGCAGUAGAGAAACUUCAUACAAGAGAUUCACUGUUACUGUUUAUGCUCUUCCUGUUCCUGUAAUUAGCAGCAACUAUUCAAACUCUUCAUCAUCAUCAUCAUCAGUUUCCAGUUGUUCGGUGUUGUGUUCAGUGUUGAAUGUGAGUGCUGUGAGUCUCUCCUGGUACAAAGGAAACAGUGUAUUGUCCAGCAUCAGUGUGUCUGAUCUCAGCAUCAGCCUCUCUCUACCUCUGGAGGUGGAAUAUCAGGAUAAAAACACCUACAGCUGUGUGGUCAACAACACCAUCACAAACCACACCACACAUCUGGACACUGAACAACUCUGUCAGACAAGUAGAGCAUCGCAAGCUGCUAUUUUCCUCCCUGUGAUUUCUGCUUUAGUUCUGGCUGGACUUGCUGCUGCAAUGUACUUCCUAUAUAAAAAGCACAAAGGAAAAAAGCACAAAGGAAAAAAAGUUGAUGGUUCCAAAGCAAGUACACAAAGACUGACAACAGCCCAAACUGAGCAGACAGAGGAUGUAGAGAUACAAUAUGCCGAAGCAACAUUUCAUCCACAAAAUAAACCACAAAAUAAAGCAAAUGGGACUGAGGAAAUUAUAUACUCCAGUGUCAACAUGGUCACAUGAUGACAUGUGACACCGACCAUCCAUUUCAUUUCAGCACAAUGCUUUUGUCUGGAUCUGUGCUUAAAAAUCUGAAAAAUAUGGCAAAAAGAAUUCAGAUGACCAUAUCGCUGGGCUUUUUUUUUGUGUGGAAGAACCAGAUUAAUGCAAAAUAAAUGAGAACUCAACAUAUUGAAUUUGAUUUGACUGGCUUUGUCUUUUGCAUAUUCAAAUAGUCCUAUGACAAACAUAGAUAUAUUUCCAUGAACACUGACAGUCCUAUUGAGCUAAAGUUAACAGGAGACCAAGCAAAAGCUCAAUGAAGUAUGGGAUAUAUAUUGUGUUGUAUAUAUGUAGAACCACAGAGUUUUAAUAUAUAUUAUAUGCUGCAGUGGACAUACAUAAUAGUCUUUAGUUGUGUUCCUUUGCUCUGAGUAGUUUUUUGAAAAAAACAAUUGUACUUAAUUUAAUUUUGAAAAAGUAAUGGUCUUGCAUCAGACUGCUCAAAUCAUUUCCUCCUAUCUAUUUUAUAUUAUAUCUAUUUUCUCCUAUUGAUAUAUCUAGUCUAUAUUUUCUAUAUUACACAGAAACUACUAAAGAUCACCUCAGGGUUUCUCAUCUAAUUGGUUCUUACGGUUAACAAGUAAAUUCCAGCUCCUGCCUAUGGUGUAUGCAAACUGCAAGUCAUUACAUGUCCCGUCAAACCAUAUCAUUACAAACCUGUUUAAAUUUAGCAUGCCUCUUUUUACUGAACCACUGAUUCUUGUUUUGCCCUAGUUUAAACAGUAAUGUAUUUGUGUGCAGACUCAGCACAAAGGUUUUUAAAGUAAUUUAUAUGCAAUCAGAAUUCAAUGUUAUUUCCUUUGAUUAAUAAUAUUUGCUCGAAAACAUUUCCUGUAACUGCUGUUUUUCCAGGAUGAAGGGUGUGGCUUGUAGUUGUCAUCUGCUUUUUGUAUUGUGUGUGACUGUGAUAAAAGCAGAAUCUCAUAUUUCAGUAUUAAUGGCUGUCAUGUAGGCUAUGUUGCUGUAGCAAGUAUCGUUUAUCUCAGUAAGAAUAAUAUGACAAACUGUACUCUUUCAGAUGUGGUAUGUUUAAUAAAUUGUUUAUAAAUCGUUUUUGUA
Molecule: messenger RNA, 2361 nt
Organism: Danio aesculapii
Lineage: Eukaryota; Metazoa; Chordata; Actinopteri; Cypriniformes; Danionidae
Product: SLAM family member 6-like
Exons: 6
Coding region: 295-1263 (322 amino acids)
Source: RefSeq, a predicted model, not a curated record